Molecule: messenger RNA, 465 nt
Organism: Penicillium verrucosum
Lineage: Eukaryota; Fungi; Ascomycota; Eurotiomycetes; Eurotiales; Aspergillaceae
Product: PaaI family thioesterase
Exons: 1
Coding region: 1-465 (154 amino acids)
Molecular function (GO): fatty acyl-CoA hydrolase activity
Source: RefSeq, a predicted model, not a curated record
AUGAAUGUCACCGAAUUGGAGCAUAUCCGCGGGGUUUGGGGACGAACCAAAAAUGACAGCCCCAUCUAUCGCCUUCUUCUGUCCGAUGUUGAUAUUAUUAGCGCAACUCGCGGCCAGAUGCAGGCCCGACUUAAGCUCACAGCGGAACAUGUCAAUUCCCGGGGAACCAUUCAUGGAGCUGUCUCUGCAGCCAUCAUCGAUUGGGCGGGGGGCAUGUCGAUAGCCACCCAUGGAUACGAGAGAACAGGCGCAAGCAUUGAUAUCCAUGUUUCGUAUCUAUCAACUGCUACCAUCGGAGAUACCCUCGAUAUCUCUGCCGUUGCUGAUCGUGUGGGGAAGUCAAUGGCCUUCACGACUGUCAAAAUUUCCCGAGUUGUUGACGAUGCAGUGGGCCCCUUGGUUUCAAAGGGUUCACACACAAAAUUCCUGCCUGUCUCUAAGGAAAACCGUGACCUUAAGAGCUGA